UUUGGAUAGAUGAUGAGUACAAAUUAAAAAAAAUGACAUCAACUGCUUAUUAAAUGCAAAGAAUAAGGUAAUUUUUACUUUUACAAAGUGUGUUUAAUUGUGAAAUAAAUAGCAAUAUUUUAUGCAUUUAAUUCAUUAUUGAGAGGAAAUCAUGAAGAAUACUGAAUUAGGAAACACAAUAACAUUUAACGUUUCUAAGAAAGAAGUUCUAAACUUAGAAGAUGUUAAAGUCUGUUGCAGAAAACUUAUUUCUAUGGGUUUCCUAGUUGCAGUGAAUAAUGGUGAGAUAUCAAAAGAGGUACUCAGGAAAUCAAAAAUAAUUGUGUUUUUGUGCCCCAGAGAAAAUUUCACAUCGGUGGAAAUCAAUUGCCUUCGAAAAUAUAUUAUGAAAGGUGGUAAAGUUUUGGUUACGGGACACGUAGGUAAAAAAACUUCCAACUUGUUUAUCUAUCUCAAAAUGUACGGAAUAGACUUUUUCAGUGAUUGUGUAAUUAGAGUGCAGCGGCACCCAAAAUACCACGAUCCUAAAGAAUGCCAGAUUUCUGAUGGAAUCGCCAACAAAACCUUGUAUUCGUUGGUUUAUUGUGACGGUGGCGAUGCUUUAUUACCAAAACAAUUCCCUAUUUUGUAUUCUCAUGGGUGUACCAUAGACAUAAACCAAACAAACAUCGUAUUGUUGUCGACUGGUAGUGUGUGUUAUCCUUUCCAUAGACCCAUUUGUGUGAUUUGCCGAAACAUCUCAAAUGGUGGAAGGGUUACAGCUUUUGGGUCUACUUUGGCGUUUAGUGAUUCUUAUAUUUUGAAGGAAAAAAAUCUGGAGAUAUUUCAUUUGUUGAUUACAAUAAUGAUUGAUGAUACUAUUGUAUUAAAUAUAGCAGAUAUUCAAAGUCCUGAUGUUUUGGAGUAUGCUGUCAUACCAAAUAUUUGCUGUUUGUCUGCAUUGCCAUACACAUGUUUGCAAGAAGUUGAUCAUAUUUCUCGCAAUCUGCUCCAAGUUGCUAAACCACCGCUUUAUCAAUUUGAUAACAAAUUUUUCCCUAAAAUAUUAUCAGCAUAUAAAGAAAUGAAUAUGAUACGGAAAGAAUUAACAAUCAUCAAGCCAAAGUUUGAAGUACCUUUUCCAGAAAUACAGCCAGCUUUUAUUCCACCAAGAUUUAGGAGUUUGUCAAUUCCGCCAUUAGAACUGAUGGAUUUGGACGAUUUUUUCGUUUCGCCUUUAACUAAACUAGAACAACUAACUAAUAAGUACUGUGACAAGGAACUAGAGUAUUAUAUAAAAGCAUGCGUUGAGAAUAUUUUGUUAUUUCCAAGUUGUACAGGAAGAAGUGCAAAAGAUAUUUUAUCUCAAUUUUUACAAGAAUUAGUUCUUUUCAAAAGUAAUUGUUUUUAAAAAUGCUUUUGCGCGAAAUGUAUGUUGCC
Molecule: messenger RNA, 1419 nt
Organism: Parasteatoda tepidariorum (common house spider)
Lineage: Eukaryota; Metazoa; Arthropoda; Arachnida; Araneae; Theridiidae
Product: intraflagellar transport protein 52 homolog
Biological process (GO): intraciliary transport; cilium assembly
Cellular component (GO): intraciliary transport particle B; cilium; centriole
Source: RefSeq, a predicted model, not a curated record